Molecule: messenger RNA, 3344 nt
Organism: Nerophis lumbriciformis (worm pipefish)
Lineage: Eukaryota; Metazoa; Chordata; Actinopteri; Syngnathiformes; Syngnathidae
Gene: smc5
Product: structural maintenance of chromosomes 5
Biological process (GO): double-strand break repair via homologous recombination
Cellular component (GO): Smc5-Smc6 complex; nucleus
Molecular function (GO): single-stranded DNA binding
Source: RefSeq, a predicted model, not a curated record
CUUUCAGCUGCGACUAGCUGAGCGGGCUGGGACGAAAGGAGGAAAGCGCAUGAGGGUCUGGGUGUUGUGGUCGUCUGGUUCCCGCCAUCAACACAAUGACAGAUAUGAGGACAAAACAGAGACUGAGCCAUGCUCGGAAAACCUCACAAACCCUGGUCAGUUCAGGCAGCCAGACAAGUGACGCCGGACCAGACGGCUGUUUUGUUGAGGGCGCGAUACUUCGCAUCGCCAUGAAAAACUUCCUGACAUACGACUACGCUGUGGUUCGUCCUGGACCAAACCUGAAUAUGAUUGUUGGGGCUAAUGGAACAGGCAAGUCCAGCAUUGUGUGUGCCAUCUGUCUGGGCCUAGCAGGCAAGACUUCUGUCCUGAGUAGAGGAGAAAAGGUUGGCAGUUAUGUGAAACAUGGAUGCAAUAAAGGAUCUAUUGAAAUUGAACUUUUUAGGAGUGAUGGAAAUGUAGUGAUUAAUCGAGAGAUCAUCAUGGAAAACAAUCAAUCCGUGUGGACGCUGAAUGGAAAACAUUCUAACCAGAAAUCUGUUGAAGAAGCGGUCAAGGCUCUACGUAUUCAAGUCAGCAACCUUUGCCAGUUCUUGCCACAGGAAAAAGUUGGCGAAUUUGCCAAAAUGUCUAAGAUUGAGUUGCUGGAGGCAACUGAGAAGUCUGUGGGUCCACCGGAGAUGUACGAAUAUCACUGCGAGCUCAAAAACUUUCGCACAAAAGAACGAGAACUAGAGAAUGUUAUUAAGGAGAGGAACAGUUAUUUGGAGAAGUCAAAGCAGAGAAACGAGCGAAAUAAACACGAUGUAAACCGUUAUUAUGAAAAGAAGAGGCAUCUGGAUGUGAUUGAGUUGCUUGAGAAAAAGAAACCGUGGGUGGAGUAUGAAACCACCCGCAAGGAUCUUGAAGAUGUGAAGAAGGAACGAGACCAGGUUAAAAAGCAGCUCACCGCCCUGAAACAGGCCCAAGUGCCCAUGUUGACAAAGCUCCAGUCCAUUGAAGAGCAGCUGAAGCCCACUGAAACACAAAUGAAGGAAAAGAGUUCUGCAAUCAAAGACGCCUCCCUGAGUUGUAAACAGAAACAGGAUCAGUUGGAUCGAAUCCACAAAGAGAUCGAACACAUAAAACAAACAUUUAAAAUGAAGCAGACAGAAGAAGAAGAUCAGCGGAAGCGCAUCAGCAAUGCCAAAUUAACCAUAGAGGACUUGAAAGCCGAGCUCGCCAAAGUCGCCGACCAACCUGACCUCAGUCCAAGGAUAAAUGCAGUCAACACUGAGCUAAGGCAUAUCCAGGUUGAGAAGGCAAGGAUUGAAGGAGAAAAAGCCCAACUUCGUAGGGAGAAGGACAACCUAUUUGCGGAGUUGAAAAUGUUGGAAAGAAAGCUAAGUGACUUGAACAACAUGAUGAACGCCAAAGAGGAGAAGCUGCGUGGACGCCACAACGACACGUACAAGGCUCUGCAGUGGUUCAGACAGAACAGAAGUCUAUUCAGUGGAAAUGUUCAUGAGCCCAUUAUGCUUGUGAUCAACAUGAGAGAUCAUCGCUUUGCGAAGUAUGUGGAGACCCACAUCUCCUUUAAUGACUUGCGGGCAUUUGUCUUCCAGAGGAAAGAUGACAUGGAAAAAUUCAUGAUGGAGGUCCGUGACAAAUUGAACUUGAGGGUCAAUUCUAUUUUUGCUCCUCCGGAGUCGUGUUCGGGACGUCCUCCAUCACGGAAUAUUGAGUCUUUGAGGCGUUUCGGUUUCUUCACCUUUCUUAGAGAGAUGUUCGACGCCCCCGAUGAGGUGAUGAGUUACCUGUGCCAUCAGUAUAAAGUGCAUGAUGUACCUGUGGGCAAUGAGCAGACCAAAGCCAUGAUUAAAACGGUGAUUGAGGAGCCCUACCUUAAGGUGUUGUACACAACAGAUGAGAGGUACACAAUAAAGAGGUCCUUCUACUCCAAGAAGAUAAACACAAGUAACACACCAAUAUAUCCUUCCCAGUAUCUUAACAUCACUGUGGAUGCUGAAGGGAAACAGCAGGUGGAGCAGCAGAUAAAAGUCAUCCAGUCAAGAUUAAGAGACAUUGAUGAGAUUUUAAAGACGAUGCAGAAAGAAUCGUCGUCACUGGAUCGCCGUGACAACGAGCUGUUAUCCGAAAAGAAGGAACUCUUGGAAUUAAAUGGCAAAAAGAGACAACUACAGCAGAAAAUCAACACCAAACAGGACAGACUUAGGCAGAUGGAGCAAGGUGGAAUUGAUCUGAAGAAGAUUCAGGAGGAAACUAAGGAGAAAAUUGCUGCUGCCAAUUCCCGAAAGACAUCUGUAGUUGCUGGUUUAAUGGCACAAAUGAAGCUGAGAGCCAAGCUUACAAUGGAUAAGGUAUACUUGGCUUUGGAGAGUGUGGGGCUCUUCGCAGAGAAGACUAAGCUGGAGAACGAUUGUAGAGAAGGCGCCAGUGGACUUAAAGGCACUGAUCAAAAAUACAGCUGCCUGGAGGAGAGGAAGGUCCUGCUCACAGAACAAUGCAAAGGCUUGCUCAAGAGAGCAAAAUCAAUUUGUACAAUGAAGCCUGAUGAAGCGUUGCCCCAACACCUGAAAACUGCUUUCAGUAAGCUACCUGACAUGCUGGACGAGUUGGACGCCAUGUUGAAUGAAGAACGGUCCAGAGCUGAAUGCUUUACGGGGCUCAGUAAAACUGUUGUUCACGAGUACAAAAAGCGGGAACAGGAAAUUAAACAGCUUGAACAGGAGCUGAACGAGAAGAAUGUUGCCUUAACUGCUUUCAGACAAAACAUAUCAGAGGCUAAAGAACGCUGGAUCAACCCUCUGAAGCAGCUUGUGGAACAGAUUAACAGCAAAUUCAGUGAUUUCUUUUGCUCCAUGCAGUGUGCAGGAGAGGUGGAUCUCCACUUUGAGAAUGAGGAGGAAUAUGACAAAUACGGUAUCUGUAUACGAGUCAAGUUCCACAACAGUAGUAAUCUGCAUGAGCUGACAGCCUCCCAUCAGAGUGGAGGAGAGCGUAGUGUCUCCACUAUGUUGUACCUCAUGGCCCUUCAGGAACUCAACCGCUGCCCCUUCAGAGUGGUGGACGAGAUCAAUCAGGGAAUGGAUCCUGUAAAUGAGAGGAGAGUCUUUGACAUCGUCGUUCGCACCGCCUGCAAAGAGAGAACAUCCCAAUACUUCUUUAUAACACCCAAACUGCUGCAGAAUCUCAAGUACGCUGAACAGAUGACUAUCCUUUGUGUCCAUAACGGCGCCCACAUGCUUCCCCCCAACCAAUGGGACGAGGCGGCUUUUAUCAGGCGGUGCCUCCGAAGAAAAGCCAGAAACUAAUGAAUGACACUAACUUUAAUGUAUUUUUGU